UAGCUGGUCAUGUGACGGGGAUGUCAGACUCCCUGCCUGUGGCUGGAGGAUCCCUGUGCCUGGCAUAGAAGACAUGCCCUGAGAUCACCCGGAUCACAAGAAUCUACUCCGCCAACAAACUGUUUUGUUACUAAAAGCAAGUAAAAUGGUUGAUUUCCUGGCAGAGAAUAAUCAUUGCGGGCAGGCAAUUCUACGGAUUGUGUCCCGUGGUAAUGCAAUCAUUGCAGAACUAUUAAGACUUUCAGAAUUCGUUCCUGGUGUGUUCAAGCUUAAAGACAAAGCAGAUCAACAAAAAUAUGGAGAAAUUAUAUUUGAUUUCAGUUACUUUAAGGGGCCUGAGACUUGCGAAGGACGUCUGGAAGCCAAACCAGAACUCCAAGAUCUGGAUGAGGAAUUCCGGGAGAACAACAUAGAAAUAUUAACAAGAUUUUAUUUGGCUUUUGAGAGUGUACACAAGUAUAUUCUAGAUUUAAACCGGUAUUUAGAAGACCUUAAUGAAGGAAUUUAUAUUCAACAAACAUUGGAAACUGUGCUUCUUAAUGAAGAUGGGAAACAACUUCUAUGUGAAGCUCUUUACCUGUAUGGUGUGAUGUUGUUGGUAAUUGAUCAAAAAAUCGAAGGGGAGGUGCGAGAGAGAAUGCUGGUUUCAUACUACAGAUACAGUGGUGCAAGAUCGUCUGCUGACUCCAACAUGGAUGAUAUUUGCAAGCUUCUGCGGAGUACAGGCUAUUCCAGUCAGCCAGGGUCUAAAAGGCCCCCCAACUACCCAGAGAGCUACUUCAAUCGGGUGCCAAUUAGUGAAACCUUUAUCAGCAUGGUGAUUGGAAGACUGAGGUCAGAUGAUAUCUACAACCAGGUUUCGGCUUAUCCUUUGCCAGAGCACCGUAGCACAGCCCUCGCCACACAGGCCGCCAUCUUGUAUGUGGUCCUAUACUUCCAUCCAGCGACACUCCACACUCACCAAGCCAAGAUGAGAGAAAUCGUGGAUAAAUAUUUCCCGGAUAACUGGGUCAUUAGUAUUUACAUGGGUAUCACGGUGAACUUAAUGGAGGCCUGGGAACCAUACAAAGCUGCCAAAACUGCUUUAAAUUACACAUUGGAUCUGCCGAACAUUAAGGAACAGGCCUCGAGAUAUGCACAUCUAAUCGAGCGCCUGCACCAUCAGGUCCAACAGUUUCUGAAGGAGGGAUUCCUCAGAGAGGAGUUUGUACUCGACAAUAUUCCUAAACUCCUAAACUGCCUCCGCGACUGCAAUGUGACCAUUCGAUGGCUGAUGCUGCACACUGCAGAUUCUGCUUACGAUGUAAACAACAAACGCCUUCGCCAAGUGAAAGACCAAGUUCUGACGGACUCAAAGUACAAUUCCAAAAUGCUGUUCCAGUUACUACUUGACACGGCCCAGUUUGAAUUCAUUCUAAAGGAGAUGUUUAAACAAAUGCUAUCAGAAAAGCAAAGCAAAUGGGAGACCUUCAAGAAGGAAGGCUCUGAAAGAAUGACCGAACUUGCAGACGUCUUCUCUGGAGUUAAACCUCUCACCAGGGUGGAGAAAAAUGAAAACCUGCAAGCCUGGUUCAGGGAGAUAUCCAAACAAAUACAGUCCUUAAAUUACGAAGACUCAACUGCUGCAGGAAGAAAAACUGUACAGCUCAUCCAAGCCCUCGAAGAGGUCCAGGAGUUCCACCAGCUGGAGAGCAAUCUUCAAGUAUGCCAGUUCCUGGCAGACACUCGGAAGUUCCUGCAUCAGAUGAUCCGGACGAUAAACAUCAAAGAGGAAUUCCUGAUCACAAUGCAGAUUGUGGGCGACCUUUCCUACGCCUGGCAACUAAUUGACAGUUUUACAUCAAUUAUGCAAGAGAGCAUUCGGGCCAAUCCUUCAAUGGUCACCAAGCUGAGAGCUACAUUCCUGAAGUUGGCAUCGGCCCUUGAUUUGCCUUUACUCCGUAUUAAUCAGGCAAACAGCCCUGACCUUCUCAGUGUAUCUCAGUACUACUCUGGAGAACUGGUUUCAUACGUCAGAAAGGUAUUGCAGAUAAUUCCAGAAAGCAUGUUUACUUCAUUGGCCAAGAUUAUCAAACUUCAAACGCACGAUAUUGUGGAAGUGCCAACGCGUUUAGACAAAGAUAAACUGAGAGAUUACGCACAACUUGGUGCCCGAUAUGAGGUUGCCAAAUUGACCAAUGCUAUUUCCAUAUUUACGGAAGGCAUUCUAAUGAUGAAGACCACACUGGUUGGAAUAAUAAAAGUGGACCCAAAACAGCUUCUGGAAGAUGGGAUACGAAAGGAACUGGUUAAAAGAGUUGCUUUGGCACUUCACAAGGGACUUAUCUUUAACCCCCGAGCCAAGCCCAGUGAACUGCUUCCGAAGCUGAAGGAAAUGGCCGCCACCAUGGAUGGCUUCCAUCGCUCCUUUGAGUACAUCCAGGAUUAUGUCAGCAUCUAUGGACUGAAGAUAUGGCAGGAAGAAGUGUCCCGUAUUGUUAACUACAACGUAGAACAGGAAUGUAACAACUUCCUCAGAACAAAGAUUCAAGAUUGGCAAAGUAUGUAUCAGUCAACACACAUUCCCAUUCCUAAAUUUCCUCCGGUGGAUGAAUCUGUGACAUUCAUCGGAAGGCUGUGCCGAGAAAUAUUACGAAUUACGGAUCCAAAGGUAACAUGUUACAUAGACCAGAUGAAUACAUGGUACGACUUGAAAACUCACCAGGAAGUUACCAAUAACCACCUAUUCUCUGAGAUCCAGGAUUCCCUUGGAACCUUUGGGUUGAACGGUUUGGACAGAUUACUCUGCUUCAUGAUCGUGAAAGAACUGCAGAACUUUAUCAGGUUAUAUCAGCGGCUGAUUUUGAAGGACAAAAUUACCCAGGAGACAUUGAGAGCGUUACAGAAAGUCGUCAGCCCGCUGAAAGGUGUUAUAGCCAAUUCUUCCAAAAUCUACUCUUCGGCUAUUGCAAAAACCCAAAAAAUCUGGAUGGUUUAUCUUGAUGCUAUAAUGAAGGUUGGUCAGAUGCAGAUUUUAAGGCGACAGAUUGCAAAUGAGUUAAAUUACUCUUGUAAAUUCGACUCCAAGCACCUGGCAGCGGCUCUGGAAAACUUCAAUGAAGCCCUUUUAGCUGAUAUUGAAGCCCAUUACCAGGAUCCAUCUCUGCCUUGCCCAAAAGAGGAUAACACUCUUCUGUAUGAAAUCACUGCAUACCUGGAGGCAGCUGGCACCCAUAACCCUCUCAAUAAAAUUUAUAUUACCACAAAACAGCUGUCUUUUUUCCCUGUUGUAAACUUCUUAUUUCUGAUUGCUCAACUUCCAAAGCUACAAUACAACAAGAAUCUCGGAAUGACCUGUCGGAAACCAGCAGACCCGGUGGAUUGGCCGCCUCUAGUUUUGGGCAUGCUAACUCUGCUUAAACAGUUUCAUUCUCGCUACACCGAACAGUUCCUUGCCCUCAUAGGGCAGUUUAUCCGUUCUUCUAUGGAACAAACUACGAGCCAGAAGAUCCCUGAAAUGCCAGCAGAUGUCAUAGGUGCACUUAUGUUCCUUGAAGAUUACGUUCACUUUGCCAAUUUGCCUCGAAGGGUUGUCGAAGCACAUGUGCCUAAUUUAAUUUUUGAUGAGUUUAGGACCAUCCUGUGAGCAUCAUUUGGUUUUAGAAGAACACCCGUUUCCAAGACCCCAGAAGUAAAGCUGUGUCUCAUUGGGAGUUGUGAUUAUAUGACAUCUCUUUGGAAUGUUACGUUAGUGACUGUUCCGACAUGAUCUAUACUGCCCUCUAGCAGCUAUACGUAGUGCUACAGUUAUACUAUAGCUGACACAGAUCCAUUAGGGCACGUGGAGAGUAGCAUUUAUCAUGACUUUUCUCAUGUUUAGUGUAGGUGUUACAUAAAAACCUUAAUGAACUAAAUAUAUCAAAUAUAAAAACAUUUCCAUAAUACAAAUUAAAAUGUAAUAACUUUGUCUUCAGUUGUUUUGGUUAUACUACUUGUAUAAAGUCAUUUGAACUGCCAUUUUACCAAGUAUCCAUGUAAAUCUUGUAUAGGGACCACUGUGUGCUUCAUAGUGGGCCAGCACUAUCAAAAGGCAAAUAAGACAUUUAUGUAGAGUAUUAACACAAAGGUGGUGCUGUGUAGCCCCAUAAGCUGGUAGACAGAUGGAAAGAUCUCCCUCACUGAGAAACCAGAGUCAUUCAGUAGUAUUGGACUGGAGGGAGCAUUCACAGUGACCUGCACACACCAGAGAUGCAGACUACAAGCUCCCUUCAAAGGAUCAUGGGAUACCUCCGCCUGGACCACUAGAGAUCCUAUCACAUUCCCCUUCCUGAUGGAAGGAAUGGCUAAUUACAAAAAUUGUGUGGUGAGGCUGGAAGUACAACACCUCCUACAGCCAUUCUCCAUUCACAACAAGUCCACACCUACCACACAUACGGUCUUCCCAUUCACAUAACUCUACACACAAAGAAUCAAGAGAGUUCAGUGAUUGCAAUGACAAUAGUUGGGAAAAUUCAGCAAAUGGGAUGGCAGCUGUGAAGACCAGGAAAUAAGGAGUUCAUGAAUUAGGAAUUUCGAAUUGCCUCCAUAUUUGAUCCCUCACUGAUUUUCUUUUGCUGUCCAUAUGAGUGACAAAAAAAUCUAGUCAAGGUUUAUGCAAACCAAACUACAUAAUUUAUCAUGGUAGAUUUUUUUUCUCCUGCCGGCACUAUAACCAUUUCCUCUUAUUGAAUUGGUUAUAGAGCCAGGAGUCCACUUGCCUUGUCU
Molecule: messenger RNA, 4743 nt
Organism: Pelobates fuscus (common spadefoot toad)
Lineage: Eukaryota; Metazoa; Chordata; Amphibia; Anura; Pelobatidae
Gene: WASHC5
Product: WASH complex subunit 5
Exons: 29
Coding region: 146-3625 (1159 amino acids)
Biological process (GO): regulation of actin nucleation; endosome organization; endosome fission
Cellular component (GO): WASH complex; endosome
Source: RefSeq, a predicted model, not a curated record